This is a messenger RNA of Melitaea cinxia (Glanville fritillary), 2046 nucleotides long. RefSeq lists its product as uncharacterized. The coding region runs from base 1 to 2046 and encodes 681 amino acids. The record is from RefSeq and is a predicted model, not a curated record. The transcript has a single exon. Lineage: Eukaryota; Metazoa; Arthropoda; Insecta; Lepidoptera; Nymphalidae.
AUGCCGAAUAAUAAAGUCGGACCUGAUGAGAGCCAUGAAUCGCGGAACCAACGCCACCUGCAAGUCGUGUAUUCGAGGCAAACUCGAGAGCGACAAGUAUUUAUGCAAGAACUUAAGGAGAUUCGUAGACGAAAGGAAAAGAAUAUGAUAAAAACAAUUAAAGGAUUAAUUGGUCCGACAUGGUUGCAAGCUCUUAGUGUUCCGCAAAGAAAGGCGUUGGAUUCUUUGGAAUUCUCUAUUUAUCAAGAUAUAUUGGAAGGUCGACCUGUAAGGACCGCGACUAUCAUGCGACAACUAGGAUUAUACCCACGACCAAAUCACAUUGAUCUCAUGAAUUGUGUUUAUUUAGGCCGAAACGAUCCAAAAGAAAUGUUAGCUCAAUUAUUUCUCAUGACCUAUGGACAUCCAAUAGAAGGGAAAAGAGCUUCGUAUUGUCUUAAUUCGAGACUAAUUUUAUCAGGAAUACUUUAUUUGGGCCUUGAAAACUUAUUAGAACUAUUAAAAAAACGAUUCCAUGCGGAAGUUGUAAUAGAUUCUCCAGAACCUAAACCCAAAUUAAAAAGUCUUUCUCCAUUAAAAUCGCCGUAUUUGCAAGAUAUGAUUGCGGUACUAUAUUUGCCAGCGAAAAGAAAACCGUUUAAACCGGCGCCUCUUCCCAAUUUAGAUGACUUAAACGAGCCAUAUGAGGAAGACCCACCAAUACCUAAACCUCCACCUCCACCACCACCACCUCCACCACCGAAAAAAAGGUUACCACGUUCCUAUUGUGACAAACUAGCAGGCAUUAUGAAUAUAGAACCCUAUUCUUCCGUUACCGCGGUCGCUGUGAAAACUGUUACUAAAAGAAGCCAAGUUCAUAAGCUCCGUGGUUCUAAGAUGUGCGUUGAACUAAAGAAAACGUAUGGAAUAAGUAUGACACGUCCGAAUAAAGGUGGAAGGAGGAAAAAAUUGGUUGCUCCAAGCACUGGAAUUGCUAAUGCUCAGUACCAAAUUAACGGAGUUCAUAAAGUACACGGAAAAACCGUAUUCGUGCUUGGUAAUGUUUCUAUAUUGCCACCAGAUGGUGAUCUGAUUAAUGGUGGUUAUAGAUACAUCGGCGGGGAAUACAUCAACAUACAUUGCGGUUUCCGUGCAAAACCGCCACCUCCGAAACCUGACCCUUGUGAUUGCGUCAAGAAAUGGAACGAUGCCGUAUUUAAAUACGUGAAAGAAAAUAAAUGUCAAUGUGGACAUCACUAUGAUUAUGGAAAUGAAGGUACAUUCCCACCAGAAGAACUACCAUACUUUAAAAAAGCAACAAAAUUUUCUCCUUAUCAAUUCAACUAUCAAACUAUUUACAAUCUUGAUGAGAAACAUCUUUAUAUUGAAAAAGAAUUUAAAAGAAUAUGGGACACAGACAGUGCGCUUCAUGUGGGUGAAGGUGUGGCUCUCGAAAAAAAAGAUAAAAAAAAGAAAAAAGCUAAAAGGUCUUCUACGACAUGUCUCGGCGAUCAUCCGAAACCAGAAGACUAUUUGAAAUGUGCAUUGCGACAGAUGAGACGCAUAAAUAUUGCAGCUAAGCUACCAGAUGUUCAUUUAGUUCCAGAGUUGAAGGAGUGGAUGAGGAAACGAAUUUAUGGACCUUUUAAACGUCAUGAGAAAAAAGAAAUGCUACGUAAGAGCAUAUCAUUUUGGCAAACGUUCUUAACGCUAGCACAAAAGGAUUUCGGACAUGUAUCGCCUAAGAGAGAUUCUACUUACGCUGGCCACACAACUUGGGUACAUAAACAAGAGUUAAAUGAUAAAUUUCAGAAAUUUACUCACCAGUAUAAAUUAGAAUUAUAUAGAUCAUAUGCAAAUAUAAACAAUUUAUUGUGGCCGACAAUGUGCCAAGCCGAAUUCCCAGAUAAGAAAUUUCGAGAAAUAUAUUUUUCAUACCUUUUUGGGUGUAUAGAAGAUCUGCAUCUAAUGCAUCCUUACAGUUCAAAGGAAGCGAUGGAGCGUAAGUUUACCAUUGCCAGGAAGCGAUAUUGCUGUCCUCCAGACGGUUAUGAACCAGAAACUUAA